Agrilus planipennis (emerald ash borer) is the source of this 2212-nucleotide messenger RNA. Its product is annotated as XK-related protein 7. Gene Ontology annotation, biological process: phosphatidylserine exposure on apoptotic cell surface; apoptotic process involved in development; engulfment of apoptotic cell. Gene Ontology annotation, cellular component: plasma membrane. The record is from RefSeq and is a predicted model, not a curated record. Lineage: Eukaryota; Metazoa; Arthropoda; Insecta; Coleoptera; Buprestidae. Bases 324 to 2060 code for a protein of 578 amino acids. The transcript is spliced from 3 exons.
UUUUGUUAUUUACCAGUUAUUUACUUAUUAGUUAUUACAUUUAUUAUUGGUUAGUUACUCAUUAAGAAACUUUUCAUGAGCUGUUUAACUGUAGUAAUUUUUGUUUAUUUAAAUAUUUAUUAGUGUUUUCAGUUUGAUAUUAUUUUGGUUUUUUAUUAAGUAAUAUGCAGGAAUUCCUUAAAUAUUCAGAAAUAGUUGGGAAAUUUUUUUCAUUAGUUUGAAGUUCUUCAUCAAUAAAAAUGCUUGGAGGUUAAGUAAUGGAAUGUGGCUUCAUGCCAAAGAAAUAAUGAAGAAUAAUAAAGGGAAACGAGCAAUGUAGAGUUAUGGCGGAAUUUCUGCCGCUAUGUGAUCUACUGUUUAAUGUUGUAUCUUUAGCGGCAUACUUUUGCGACAUAGUGUUUGACCUAUUAAUGGUUUAUGCUCUCUAUGAGAAGCAAAUGAAAUUGCAAUUCGUCCAGUGCCUAACAGUAGUUCUAUUUGCCUCAAUUGUGAUUCAAGUUCUUUCCCUUAAUUGGUACCUGAAUAAUAAACCACCACACUGUACUCGGUUUAUGGUGGUGAUUUUACAUGUAGCUCAGUUGGGAGUUGUAUGGAGAUAUGCACGUCUCCUAAUUCCUGUUAAAUUGACAAACGUUAAGAAUGAAGUAAAAGAUCUUUGUAUCCUCCGCUUGGUUUAUGGAUUUCUGCAAGCUGCUCCUAUGUUGCUUAUUGAAUUAAGCAUGUUGCUAUCAGAAAGUACAGAAGGACCCUCCAGUGACCUUGUUAAAGUAUCUUCUGCACUGAGUUUGUUUUCAAUUUGUUGGGCGCUUGCAUCAUUCAGUAAACAUGUGCAAAAUGUUGACAGAUUAGUUUUGACAUGGUUGGGAGUUAUAUCACAGUUAUUGUGGAGGGCAGGAACUGUCUCAGCAAGAGCACUUGCAUUAUCUGCUUAUACAAUCAGUUACCAUUCUUGGAUAUUUUUAGUAUUGGCACUCCACUGGGCAUGCAUGUUUUUAUGGUUACUGUCUCCAAAAAGUACGUUUCAUGGACAGGGUAAGCAGAGAUUGGGCAUGUGUGUAAUUAUUUCGGCAAUGUAUAUAAUUGCCUACAUAAACAUACAUGACAAACCCCACAGUCGUACAAUGAUCAUCUUUUAUACAGUGAUGCUGCUCGAAAAUUCUGUUUUGGUAGGUGCUUGGCUAGCUACAAUUUGGCAAAAUCGUAACAUAAACUGGCAAGUGAUUCCUUGUCUCACAGUUGGACUUUUUGGCUUGGGGAUCUUUUUUAUGCUAAUUUAUUAUCGAUUUUUUCACAUAAAAAGGCUUUUAGAGAAGCCUUCUGAGCCACCAGGAGUGUUCAAGUGCAGGUUCGUAAAUCCGUCGGCUGAAGCAUUGUAUCGAAAGAAGAAAAAACCAACAAGUUUCGUACCUCCUCCUGGUCUUAAUCAAGUUUCUGUACCGUUCUGGAGGAGGCCUCUUCCUUCUUCUAGCGAAAAUGAAGGAAGUAGUGUUGGUUCGCGAGUCAAUAUUCAACAGAAACUUCAAGAGAAAAAAGAAAAGCAGUUGGCUGAGUUGAAGAUAAUUGAAGAAGAAAUUAAGCAGGGUAAAUUGGGAGGUCCGGUGGGCGUGGAAUUAGACGAUCGUCAGCCUAUUCCCCGUACAAAACAUCAUGUGGAACCUCAACUGCUAAGCCUCGCAUCUUUGAAUAAUUUGGCAAGUUAUGGUGUUAAUUUGAAUCGUCGUCCGCCUCCAAGGGCUCCCAGAAGUCGUACCCCCGAGCUUUUGCUCACACCUCGUUAUUUAUACUGUGAUUGUCCGAUUCCGGAACCGGAACCGGUGGAUCCCCCAGCAUUACACCCACCAUCAGAUCUAGAAAGUCAAUUGUCACUCCCACGGUCGUACACCUUACCGCGUGAGUUUAAAUAUUAUAGAAGAACUCGAUCGAGGAGACCAAUAAGGGGAGUCGUAUCGACAAAUAGCAGCGAUGGUGAUGUAGAUUCUGCCGAAGAAUCGGAUUAUAAUUCGCCCCCCGUACCGAUUCGUAAUUUACGACACCCUUAUAGGCACGAGACGAGGUUGUAGUGUCUUAAUCGCUGGCCGAUGUUAUUAAGUAAUUUAUGCCAUUAUGAAACGAUUCCUGCCUCUAUGAUUUUAUAUUUAUCUAUUUUUGUACAAACUUUUGUAUAGCAAUAUAUUUUUAUGUCAAGUUUUAUUAGUAAAAAGAAUUGAAUAUU